AUGUUAUUCAGAAAAACAAGGUUGCUCGUCAUAUUAUCUGUGAUAAUACUAGCAAAUUUAGGGUUAUUAUCCAUUUUGAACUAUGAUAAGGAAAGAAUACUUGCACUAACAAGUUUGAAAUCAGUGUUGAGAACCUCAACAGAUCUGAAGAAUGAAGAUUUAGACUUUGAAUUUGUGAAGAACAACUUCUUAGGUACAGAGAUCGUUUCAAAAUAUUACAUACCCGAUUACUUAUACAAUUCAAAAUCCAAAACAUACAAUCAUGACCCAAGAUUGACAUCUGGUAUCUAUUUGAACCAUAUAACCUCAGAAUUUAAAAAGCAUAAUGAUCUUGCCAACGUGAAAGUUCCCUUCAGCUGGUAUGAUUGGACAGACUUAAGCAAAGACCUAAAUAAGUUGAUCAACUUGCCCCAAAAAUUCAAACCUGAUUGCUCAUAUGUUUGCACAAAUUACUUCAAUAAACAACUUCAAAAAGAGCUGGAAGAGAAGAUAAAAGGAACAUUUGAAGAAAAAGAAGCGAUAGACCCAAACAAUGAUGGCAAAGUCAAUAAAAAUGGGAGAAAAAGGAAGUCAACAAGGUAUCAAAUGCAAAAAUAUUCAUAUUGCCGAGAUGAUAACUCUGAAAACCAACCAGGUUUUAGAAUCUUCAAAAACCAUUUAAAGUCAAGGCCAGAUGUGAAGGCAUUGCAAUCUAAAUCAUAUCUAUACAGUGAAGCGUCAGCGCCAGUCUCACUGGUGUUUCUAACCAAAAAUGGGAACUUACAGAUUGAAGUCUUGACCAAUGAAGAAAGUGAAAACAAACAAGACUAUGGUUUGUUGAAAAACAAAAUGAUACAAAAUUAUGCUGAUUCAUUCAGGGCCAAUAAUCCAAAAGAAGAAGUCUAUGUUGAUUCACGAAUUGAAUUGGGUGAGUUAUUUGAAACGAUAGGAAAUAUUGAUCCAGUCUCUACGCCACUAUCAUUAAAAACAUACCAACUUGAUCUCAACCAUUCACAGUUUGAAUUUGACGGACCUCAAUACCUAAACUCUUCGCCAACUUCUUCCCUUUCGAAACAUCAAACCAACUUCCAAAACUCUAUCAAAAAUUCAUUACAAACAAAAGAACUUUUGGUACCAAAAUAUUUCGAAGAAGUUUUAUUAAGUCGUACAAGGGCAAGUCUUCAAGGUGGUCAUUUUGAUUGGAGAUUUUUCUCUGGUGAUGUACCACUAGAUCAAAGACAAUCUAUCCUUUCAAGAUUAUUACAAAACUGGUUCAAAUUAACAACUAAUGCUGGUCUUCAUAGUUGGAUUGCCCAUGGUAAUUUAUUAGCAUAUAGUUUCAAUGGGUUGAAUUUUCCUUGGGAUGACGAUAUUGAUGUCCAAAUGCCUUUCAAUGACUUGGCCAAGUUUGCAGAACGUUAUAAUGGAAGUUUGAUUGUUGAAGAUCCUGAAGAAGGGUUUGGUCGUUAUUUUAUUGAUGUCACCUCUUCAUUGACUCAUAGAUUGAAAGGAAAUGGUAAUAAUCAUAUUGAUGCCAGAUUUAUUGAUGUUGAUACUGGGCUGUUCAUUGAUAUUACUGGACUGGCUGUUUCUGCAUCUGAUACUUCUCAAAGAUUUCAAAAUCGUUAUGAAAAAAUGAUUCGAAAAGGAGAAGCGGUUGAAUAUUCUGACCCUAACUACUAUGAAGGUAUCUAUGAAGAUAUAAGUAGGGAUGAUAUGAGAAAAUUGGCCAAAGAAAACUUGGUUCUAUACAAACAAUUGAGGCAAUUUGAAAGAGAAAACUCUCGAAGUCGUGGGAACUUAUUGAAAGAUAAAUCAUCUGAAGAACGUUAUGACAUCAACUACAAACUUCAAACAUACAACUGUCGUAAUGAUCAUUUUGUCUCCUUCGAUGAACUGUCACCUUUGAAAAGAAGUUUUUUUGAAAAAAUCCCAAUUUUUGUUCCAAAUAAUGUUUCAGCUAUAUUGUUGGAUGAGUAUAAACCUCAGAGGAAGCUGAGUGCUGAACAUAGCGGAUUCUGCUAUUUACCUCAAAUAAGGCUAUGGGUACCAAGGAAGACUGUUGCUAAUAUUGUUCGUAAUGAAGAUAAAAUGGCAAACUUGAACCUAUUGACUCAAAAUGACAUUGAAAAAUUACUCGAAGAUGAAUCCAUUUUUGCUGAAUAUUUCAAGACUUUUGAUGCAACAUUAGUAAGGGAAAAGGAAAAAGAAAUCAUUAAUGAUGAAUCUAUUGAACAAAAAGAUCAAUUGUUGUCAAAGCUGGUUCUUGGAAAGAGAUUUCCAAGCUUGAGAAAAGAUGUUCAUAUGCUUAGAUUGGAGAAUAAAGUUGCUGAGAAGUUCAAUAUUAAAUUCAGUAAAGAAGAUAUUAGUGAUCAAAUAAUAUCGCAACUACGUUCAGAGUAUUCAAAAACAGUUGAUUAUAAUAUUCUUGGUGCAGGCUCACCACAAGAUAUCAAUUUCAACAACUAUGGUCAACUUUACAAAGAUAUGUUGAAGAAAGCUCAAGACGAAAACUAUGAACCUGAUUUUGAAAUGAAGAAGGAAGAAUUACAACAAGCUUUAUACCGUGCAAGAAAUAAUAUUGAACGUGAGCAGAAACAAAAGCUACUAGAUCAGCUGUUAGAUACUGAAAUUAAAGAGAAGUUUGACAGCAACAUACCCAAACCUCCAUUAUUACAAAAAGGGCAAGUUCAAGGUGUUGAAAGGCCAAAUAAUAGACCUAUGGAUGAAGAAGAUGAUCCUGGUGUUGUUAACGAUGCCCAAAAUGAUGAAAAAUCUCCAAUGGCACAAGAAGUUAAUCAACUUCCAAGGUUGGAUGUUGAAGUUGAUGAGCAAAAGGAGGCCGAAAAACUAAAACAGUUUGAAGCAAUUCAUGGAGAAAUGAUAUCAUAA
Hansenula anomala is the source of this 2871-nucleotide messenger RNA. RefSeq names its product Mnn14p (gene MNN14). The transcript has a single exon. Lineage: Eukaryota; Fungi; Ascomycota; Saccharomycetes; Phaffomycetales; Wickerhamomycetaceae. The record is from RefSeq and is a predicted model, not a curated record. Bases 1 to 2871 code for a protein of 956 amino acids.